This is a messenger RNA of Halteromyces radiatus, 501 nucleotides long. RefSeq lists its product as uncharacterized. The coding region runs from base 1 to 501 and encodes 166 amino acids. The record is from RefSeq and is a predicted model, not a curated record. Lineage: Eukaryota; Fungi; Mucoromycota; Mucoromycetes; Mucorales; Cunninghamellaceae. The transcript is spliced from 2 exons.
AUGAAUUGGAGGAUGUAUGAACGCAAGUCUACUGCAGAUCUGCAGGAGAGAGGAUGCAGCUUGUCCCUGAGAACAACCUUAGCUUUUAUGCAAGGGGGUGCUUACCAUAUAAAAAGCGUAGCUACUAACGAAUUUCUACGAUGGCCUGUGAAAGCUGGCGAUCCAUUAACAUUAGGAACAACUAAGGGUGAAUGGGUAAUUGACCCUCCACCUGACCCUAAUGAGAUUGUUGCUUCUACAAUUUAUAGUGCACUAGAAGGCCUUUAUGCCGGUGUGGAUCACGAAGUACAAGGGACGAAAAUAAUCGCUGUUACCAAUCCUUAUAAAUUCGAAAUAGCUCCAACACCAGAAGGGCUUUAUAGUAUCUACCCAGUAGGCACAGAGCUAUAUUGGGCUUCUAAUUCCACUAUUUCCCCCGCUAUCGAACUUAUCGCUGGAAGUGAUAUCAAGGGUAAUGAAGGAUUCUUUAAUAUAACCCCUGUUGAAAAUAAUAAUUUUUAA